AUGACUUCCAAGUUCACGUCUCCCCCUUCGGUUCGUGCGGACUCCAGCCCGGUGGCGCUGUCGUUCCCGGACAACUGCGAUGGUCGCGUGGCAGUGAUCUCGCUCAAUGCGCCCGACAAACUCAACGCGCUCGGCUGGGCGGGGUACAAGAUGAUCACGCGCUGUCUCGAGUGGAUUGCGCAGCAGCCUGAGCUGGUGGUCACCAUCGUCACGGGCAAGGGCCGCUACUUCUCCGCCGGCGCCGAUGUCAAGGACCCCUCUCGCACCCUCCCUCCGGAAGUAGAAAAGGCCGACCCCAACACCGAAGAGGGCAAGGCGGUGAUUGGCGAGUUUUAUGCGAACCGAGCCAAUGCAGGACAGGGAAGGCUGGCGUCGGCGUUAAGGUCGCAUCCAAAGGUGCUGAUCGGUGCGAUGAAUGGACCGGCCGUCGGACUGUCCGCUGCGAUCCUGGGACACUGCGAUUUGGUGUACGCCUACGACGACUUUUUCUUCUUCACGCCCUUCAUGUCGCUCUCGCUCGUCGCCGAGGGUCUGACAUCGGUGACGUUUGUGCAGAAGAUGGGCCUCGGAAGGGCAACAGAGGCGCUACUCGAGGGACGGAAGAUGCUAGCACCCGAACUCAAAGAGGCCGGGUUCAUCACCAGACUCUACACCAAACCCGCCGGCUUCGACGGUAAGGACAAGCUGGCCACCCCGCCGAUUUUGGACGAUGUGCUGGCCAACGUGAGGGAGAAGAUGCUGCCGCCCAACGCAAGCCCCUUCUCCAUCCUCUACACCAAAAAGCUCCUCAGCGACGCCGCGUACAACUACCAGGGUGUCGACGCCGCCAACAAUGCCGAGCUUAAAGGCGCCGAGAUCGUGUUUGCCUCCGGUGCGCCCCAGAAGCGCUUUGAGCGCAUCGCCGGCGGUGCCAGGCACAAGCUGUAA
Messenger RNA from Moesziomyces antarcticus, 927 nucleotides. RefSeq names its product enoyl-CoA hydratase. Gene Ontology annotation, biological process: fatty acid beta-oxidation. The transcript has 2 exons. The coding region runs from base 1 to 927 and encodes 308 amino acids. Gene Ontology annotation, cellular component: peroxisomal matrix. Lineage: Eukaryota; Fungi; Basidiomycota; Ustilaginomycetes; Ustilaginales; Ustilaginaceae. The record is from RefSeq and is a predicted model, not a curated record.